Messenger RNA from Etheostoma cragini (Arkansas darter), 911 nucleotides. Its product is annotated as tumor necrosis factor receptor superfamily member 14-like. Gene Ontology annotation, biological process: defense response to Gram-negative bacterium; positive regulation of peptidyl-tyrosine phosphorylation; positive regulation of T cell migration. NCBI's taxonomy places the organism in Eukaryota, Metazoa, Chordata, Actinopteri, Perciformes, Percidae. Gene Ontology annotation, molecular function: protein binding. The record is from RefSeq and is a predicted model, not a curated record. The transcript has 6 exons. Gene Ontology annotation, cellular component: external side of plasma membrane. Bases 336 to 911 code for a protein of 191 amino acids.
GUCCCUCCAACUCUUACUUCAUCUCCUUUCUUUUCUCUUCCGUGCUGCCUUAACGUGCAGUCGGGAAUUUAGACAGAUUUCUAUCAGAGUUCAUUUCAACAGCUUCUAUCAAUGACUUUGAUUAGCAGUAGCCUAUGUGUUGUAUGUUUUAACAUGUCUUCUCUCUACAGAUACUAGUGCUGAGUGUCUUCAGAGGACAUACCCUCACAUGUCGUAGAUCAGAGUAUCUGAUUGGGGAUCGAUGCUGUCCUACGUGUUCUGCUGGAAGUCGAGUUGGAAAUCAUUGCACAGAGUCCAGAAGUACUUCCUGUCUGGAUUGCGAUGAGGCAACAUUCAUGGAUCGUCCUACAGGGCUCACAGAAUGUUUUUCCUGUGCACACUGUGAUUCAGGUUCUGGUGUAAAGAUAAAGACGGCAUGUACGACUACAUCAGAUACAGUCUGUGAACCUCUGGAGGGAUUCUACUGUACGGACUCUUCAGAAAACGGCUGUGUGAAAGCAGAGAAACACAGCAGCUGUCAACCAGGACAAUAUAUUAGCCUAAAAGGAACAGCUUUCAGGAACACUGAGUGCUCUGCCUGCAGCGGUGGAACAUUUUCUGAUGGGACAUUAUCUCCAUCGUGUCAGCCACACACACAAUGUGAGACAUUGAAUCUUCAGCUGAUAAAACCAGGAAAUACUUCAACGGAUGCUGAAUGUGGAGAACCAGGUUCAGGGUUCCUUUUAGGAGCUGGGAUUGGCAUCGUUGUGGUGUCUGUGAUCUGUUUACACCUUGCCCGGGCUGAGCCCCCUAACAGCUUUGAGGUAGCAUAUGUCACCAUGUUCAGUUGCAUAUUCUCCUUCCAAAGUGACACAUGUCCAAGCCAAGGAGUUGAGGAAGAGACUCGAGGAGUCGAGGCAACUGGCGUUUAA